Epinephelus lanceolatus (giant grouper) is the source of this 28779-nucleotide messenger RNA. It is a transcript of the gene syne1a, whose product is annotated as spectrin repeat containing, nuclear envelope 1a. The record is from RefSeq and is a predicted model, not a curated record. Gene Ontology annotation, cellular component: membrane. Gene Ontology annotation, molecular function: protein binding. Lineage: Eukaryota; Metazoa; Chordata; Actinopteri; Perciformes; Serranidae.
GAGAAAGAAGUGAAAUGGGAAGACAGUGAUUACUAAUGAAAAUCAUAAUAAUCAUAAUACUAACAAUGGGGUACAUAAGUAGAUGACUAGAAGAAAAAGUGGAAAGAAAAAAAAAACAAAUGGUAAAAUAAAUAUGGAAAAAUGCAAUAUUUCUAAUAGGCCACAUAACCAGUAUCUAAUUAAUUUGCAGCAACCCCAGAAAGUUUCAUCUUAUAUAUAAUUAAGCCAAGUCAUGAUGCUCUGAUUUUGUCACAGGAAGAUUGCAAUGUUAGUUAUGUUUUAGGGUCAGUUUAACCUUGACACAGUUAAGAUGGUGCACGCCCUCUAGCGCACCUGGUAAGAGUGUGUCGCCCAUAUAGGCUGAGACCCUUACAGCAGCCUGGGUUCAAAUCUGACCCGUGAUCCUUUGCUGUGUGUCAUCCCUCCUACCUCACACCUUUCUUGUCAAUCUACAAAGGCAAAAAUGCAAAAAAGAAAAAAAAAUCUUCAAAAAAAAAAACCAAAACAAAACAGGAUGAGUAAUGUGCUAAUGUCAUCAGAGGUGAGGUUUGCUGCAGCUAAUUCUGUCCUCUUUUCUUCCCUUGUUGUAUCUCUCUCGUGCUGACAAACACUUUCUUUCCCACACUCACAAACGCAACACACAUCUUAGUGGCAGCAGUUGGCAUGAGAAGAUAACUGGCACGCUAUUGGUCCUAAUGUCUCUGUGAGAAGGAAGAGCCAUCCCUUGUGAUUGGACAGCAGGUGGCAGUGCUUGCAGACCCAGGAAGCUGUCUUGUCUGCAGAAGUAAAAGGCAUACUGUAUGUGAUUGCUCACAUACACACAUACAGUAUGCACUUACAUCAUCAUCAGGGGAGGAGCUUCUAUCAGAGUGAGGAUUGCAGACUGCCACUGCAACAGGGAUGACUUAAUAAGAGAAACACAGCAACAUGGACAUGCUUCAGCCUUGACAGCCUGCAGUCAGUGUGAAAGCACAGAACUACUGCAGUCCUAUCUGAGCCCUGAUCGCAGCAUGACAGCCCUGCCAGGGUGACGCACUGGAGUUGGGACGUGACUUUGGUGACCUCAGGACAGCAUCAUAGCAUCAUGGCAUCACCCAGGCACUACGGACACCCUGCUCGGGAUAUUGCCAAUGUGAUGCAGAAGCUGCAAGAUGAGCAGGAGGCUGUGCAGAAAAGGACAUUCACGAAAUGGAUCAAUUCCCACUUGGCAAAGCGUGUCCCGCCUCUGGUGGUGACAGACCUCUUCGAGGACAUCAAGGAUGGCGUGAUGCUACUGGCCCUGCUGGAAGUCCUCUCCGGACAAAAACUGCCAUGUGAGCAGGGCAAGAAGCUAAAGAGGAUCCACUGGGUCGCCAACAUCGGUACAGCUCUCAACUUCCUUGAGGGUAGGAAGUCUGCCUACAGAGGAUCUCCGAUCAAGCUUGUGAACAUCAACUCCACAGACAUUGUUGAUGGACGGCCGUCAAUUGUACUGGGGUUGAUGUGGACCAUCAUCCUCUAUUUCCAGAUUGAGGAGUUAACCAGUAGCCUACCGGCACUUCACGCUGUCUCCAGCAGCACUUCUUCACUGGACAGCUCCACCAGCAGCACUGACACCACCAGCCCACCUGUCAAAAGAAAACCCCUCCCACCUCUGCAAGGUGGAGCCAGAAAGGCCCUGCUAAGAUGGGUCCAGCAGACAGCAACCAAACGUCUGGGGAUUGAAGUGAAGGACUUUGGCCCCAGCUGGCGCACAGGGUUGGCAUUCUUUGCCAUUAUCAACGCCCUUCGGCCCAAUCUAGUUGACAUGGAGCAUGUUUGGAGGAGGCCCAACAGAGAAAAUCUUCAGGAAGCCUUCUUCUUGGCUGAGACACAGUUGGGCAUUCCUCAACUUCUAGACCCCGAGGAUGUCGAUGUAGACAAGCCAGACGAGAAAUCCAUUAUGACUUACGUUGCCCAGUUCCUGAAGCAUCACCCUGACCGAAAGCAGAGCGACUCAGACGGACAGCUAGAAGAAGAGAGAGAGCAGCGAAAGAGCCUGAGGGAGCUCAAAAUGUGGCUCAACCAGCUGGAGAGAGAUGCAGUACAGGCUCAGGAGACUGAGGGCAAUCUCUCUCAACAGUACCAGUCGUUUAAGAGUCUGCGUGUCCAAUUGGAGAUGAGGAGGAAGCAGGUGGAGGGAGCUCUGCAGUCCACUCAGAAGGAUGGGAUGCUGACAGUGGACCAGGCUCUGGUCAAACAAGCCUGGGAAAGAGUCUCUAACAGGCUUCUGGACUGGCAUCUGCAGCUGGACAGGUCUCUGCCUGCUCCUCUGGACAAAGUGGGGGCGUGGCUGCAUGAGGCUGAAGGAGCUCUGCGACAAGAGAUCAUCGUCCAUCAGGCACACGAUGUGACAGCUAACACUGUCCACAGGGCUCUGGAGCAGCACAAGGAUGUGUUGAAGAGCCUGGAAAGUCACCAGCAGGUCUUUCAGAGAAUCCAUAAAGACAGAAGUGUUGAUGGAGUCCCUGUUCCCCCAGACCAGCUCCAAGACAUGGCUGAGAGGAUGAACUUUGUCUCCACAUCUUCUAGCAUCCACUUGUCUAGAAUGGAGUUCUUGGAGAACAAACAUCACAUGCAGGCCUUUCUCACUCUCGCCGAGUCGAAGCUCAAAUCCUGGAUCAUAAAAUACGGCCGACAAGAAUCUGUGGAACUGAUGCUACACAAUUAUGUUUUGUUUGUGGAGAAGCAUCAUUUCUUUGAAAAUUACGAGGCAUUGUUCCGAUCGUUGAAACAGUCGGCUGAGGCCUAUGUCAGUGCUGACAGCUCAGCGGACGAGGGCGAGAUGGGUGUGCGCAGGUUCAUGCGAGAGGUGGUGACCCAGUGGAGGAGUCUGUCCAUGGAAGUGCGCAGUGUGAGGAGUAUGCUGGAGGAGGUGCUGUCCAACUGGGAGAGGUACAGCUCCACUGUGGCCUCCUUACAGGCCUGGCUGGAGGAUGCAGAGGAAGCUCUGAGCCAGCCGGAAAACACAAAACGGGAGUUUUUCAGGAUCCUCAGCCACUGGAUGGAUCAGCAUGCAGCCAUGAACGACGCAGGGAAUUUUCUCAUUGAGACGUGUGAUGAGACUGUGUCGCUUGAUCUCAAGCAGCAGCUACUUCUUUUGAAUGGACGAUGGAGAGACCUCUUCCUCAAAGUCAAACAAUAUGCCCAUGCAGAUGAGCUGGAGAAGUGGAGAAGAGACCACCUAAAGGCUGUGACGGCCUUGAAAGAGCUGCUGGACACAGCAGAGGCCAAGCUUAAUGUUCCUGUCCAGGUGUCUUUCCUCAGCGUUAGAUCCUUUCUGCAGGACGUGGAGAAUACCAAGCAAAAGGUUGUUGCCAUGGAGACACAAUACAAGUUGGCUGCCCGCAGUGCUCAGCUCCUCGCCAAGGAUGCUCUACAGGAUGAGGCUGCCAGGGUCAUGGCAGCUAUGGCAACAGCCAAAAGUCAGCUGAGUAAGGUGAGAGAACGGUGUCCCUCCCUUGUGAGGGAGUGUCAUGUUCUUCUGCCACUGUUGGAGGAGAUGGAGAAACACAUCACUGCUUUUUACCAAGCCCUGGAGCGAGCCAGUCGCAUCACUUCUGCUGCCAGAGACCCAGACACACAGACCCAGACCCAGCAAAAACAGAAGUGGCAGGAUUUGUUAAACCAGCAGCAAAGCUGUAAACGCUGUCUGUCAGUGAUUGAGAGGAAUCACCACACCCUGCAGAGGACACUCUCCACCAGUAAGGUGCUCCGAAACUUCGACCUGUCCCUGCUGCAGAAGAGAGUGGCUGAAAUACAGGGCUCUGCGCAGGCUUUGCUGAAGGAGGUUGGGGAAUGGAGAAGGCAGGAAGAGGCCAACAACUGCCUAAGGAGGAGGUUUGAAGAAUCGAGACAGGAGCUGGAGAGAGUGCUGAAGAAAGCUCAGGGUUGCUUGAGAGAGACUGGAGAUGCCGAGGAAUUACUGAAGAAACACAGUGAUUUUUUUGGCCAACUGGACCAGCGGUUGCUGAGCGUGUUCCUGAAGGCGUGCGAUGAGCUGACUGACAUCCUGCCACAGGAGGAGCAACAGGGGCUGCAAGAAACUGUCCGCAGGCUACACAAACACUGGAAGGACAUCCAGGGUGAGAUACCGUCUCACCUGCUCCGUCUUAAAGUGGAGGUGGAGCGUAGUCGAGUGGAUGUGAUUAUACAAGACAUCAGAGCAGAGCUGGACAGAGAAACGCAAGCCCUGUCUGGCACCUGUACCAGUGAGCGAGUGAUCAAAGAGCACAGAACUUUUUUCAGGGAACGCAAACCUCUGACUUUGUGUGAGAAGAGGAUUAGAAACAUGGAGGAUCUGUGUCAUAAGUUGCCUGACAACGACCCGGCUUAUCGAACGCUAGAUUCCACCAGGAGGGCUGUAGAGGAGGUUACGGAGCAAAUCAAAAGCACCCACCUCAAACUGGAGCAUCACCCUGAUAAAUGGAAAGAGUGGAAUGAGAGGUUCUGUGAGCUUUCUGAUUGGCUUUCAUCUCAGAGGAGGCAGGUGAGGCUUUUGAGAGAGACGGCAAGAAAUUCGGGCCACCAGGAGCAAGUUGAUGCUGCUGUUCAGGCACUGCAGGAAGCAGUAGAUGCCCGAGAGGAGAGUCUGCUGUGGCUGAAGAGCCGUCUUGCUGGGCUGUCUGAAGUCAGCUCUGAACUGGAGGUCCAGAGACAGAGAACAGCUCUGGCCAAACUCUCAACUGACCUGCGGGCACUCUUUUCUUCACUCUGUCAGUGGGGUGAGGAGGGCUCUGCUAUGUUCCAGUACGAGGAGCUGAGGGAGGAGGUGCGUGGGACACUGGACGAGGUUCUCAGAGUGCGGAGAGAGGCUGAGGAGCAGACCGGCAGGAUCCUGGAUGCUGAGGGCCUGGAGGAGGCCAAACAACUUUACCUUAUUCACCAGCACCACCUAAAGCGCUUGCAUGCUAACAGGAGGGAGGCAGAGCUUCUGGUGGCCCACUGCCGCCAGCUGCAGAAAGGGGAGGGGCUUAGUCAGUCCCUGCGGGAGCUGGAGGGAGCUUUCCGAGAAGUCGACCACAAAUCAGCGGCAAAGGAGCACAACCUGCAGGCUACUCUGAGCUCCUGGCAGAGUUUUGAAGCAGAAAGAGAGGCAGUCUGGAGGUUUAUCAGUAAUACCAACAAUGAGCUGCACAAAGAACUUAUUUUCAACAGCCUGGAUAGCCUGAAAACUGAACUGGAGCAUAACAAGGAGCUCCUCACAAAAGUUGAGGAGUAUUCUGUGCGAGCAGAACUCCUCCUGGAGAAGGCAGCAGACAUUCAGCUUGGUCCGAAGAAUCAGACUCUUCUUCUACAGCAGGCUCAGUCCACUACAGAAGCAGUCACACAACUGCAAGACCACCUCAACAAGAAUGUUGCCCAGCUGGAGAUGAUGUGCAUGUGGUGGGAGCGUUUCAGCAGUGAAUCAGAGAUCUUCUCUCUGUGGAUCAAUGAGAAAGAGGCGGAGCUGGAGGCUGUCAACUCCACCUCCUCCUUAGAUCCUCUGGACAAAUACAUCAGCACUGUGGAGGCUAUGUCAGAGGAUUUAGAAGAGAGAAGGGCAGCCCUUGCCCACAUGGAGGCGGACUGUGAGGCCCUGUCGAGCUUUGUGACCCCUGGAGAGGCUGGACGUAUCCGGGCACGACUUGCACAGAUGAGGCGCUACUGGGAAGAGUUGAAGGGGAGGGUGGAGCAGCUGGGGGAACAGCUCAACCAGAGCGCCUCAUACUGGCAGAGAUACAAUGAUAACCUUGAACAGGUCAAGAAAGCAAUGAGUGACCUUAAAGAGAAGCUGGACUGUCCAGUCACAUACUGUUCAUCAUCAUCUGAGACCUACAAAAGCCUCCAGGAUCACAUGGAGGUCUGCCAGGCUGUUGAGCAGCUGAACCCCAGGCUGAUGACUUUGUGUUCAGCCAUGAAGAGGCUUGGAGAGGGCAGCCAGCUGGAGGAAGAGGUGGCUAACCUCCAGAGGCAACAGGGAGAGUUUAUGGGAAAGGCAACAGAAAAGCAAUCAACAUUAGAGAGCCUUCUAGCACUGUGGCAAAGAUUUGAAAAGGAGAGCUCAUCCAUGAAAAGCUGGCUGAACAGAUGUGAGUCUGUUUGCUGUCCAGACACCGACCUGCUUUCUGCAGACAAAGUAAAGCUCAGAAAUGAACUGCUAAACGUUCAGGAAAUGCAGGGUGAGACGACAUCCUACGAAGUUCUUCUGCAGGGUCUUGUGAAUCUCGCACUGUGUCUGUACCCCACAGCGCCUGAAACUCGUAUCCAAGAGAUCAGCAAUGAUCUCACACGACUGGAGGAAAGAUGCACUUCUAUGAAGAACAGCAUAUCACACAGGCUUGAGCUGCUGGAGUCGCAGUUGUCACAGCUGGAGCAGUUUGAUCAGGCACUAUUGACUCUGACCCAAAGGAGUGAGAACUUCCUGUCUGGCUUGAGAAGCUCUUCCCAGGUUAAUAUUGCUGAUGUUGAGGCUGCAAUUAGUAAACUGAAGACACAUGAGGAGCAACUACAAGCACAUGCAUCAUUGAGAGAGACUCUUGAGCAAAGAGAGUCCUCCCUGCUUCGCUGCUCCACCUUGGAGGCCCAGCAGCAGCUCCAGGGCUGGAGAGAGGACUGCCUACAGCCACUCAUUGAGUCCCAGCGUCUCCUGCUCCUCCGUAAAGAGUGCCUGACAGCAUUAAAAGCCUUUCUGGAGAAGAAUGGAGCAGCAGGUAGGGCUGUGCGGAGCCUUCAUGAGGCGGUGGAGGGCAGGGGGAGCUGGGACCGCUCCAAAGCUGAAGAGCUGCACCGUGGAAUAGGGGAAGUGGCUAAAGACGUGGCCAAGCUUGAAGCUGAGGCACUGGGGUUGGAUGGGCAGCUAAGCAAGGCACACCUUCACCUGAGCGGCGCAGAGUGGCGGGGCUCCAAAGAUGUCAGCCAUCUUCAGGGAAGAACAUCCUGCAGGGGACAGGUGGUGGCCCUCAUGAUGGCCCUAGAGGAGGUGCAGAGGGGCGUCGGAUGGAGGCAGAGUGAAGCAGAUGCUUUAGGGGCAUUAUGGAGCUCCUUCAGGGAGAGGAGGGAGGAGGUGAUGGAGAAUUUGAAGAAACUGGAGAAUGAAGCAAGGCAAGAGGGGGCCAGAGAGAGCUCUGUACAGGCUUUUCAAAACAGGCUGCGUUUUUUCGUCCAGCUGGAGGAUGAGCUCCAGUCCCUGCAGCAUUCCCAGCGGUGGUUAGAGGAGAAGGGAAGCCAGCUGGCCCAGCGAGACAGUGAGCUGGCUGGGGAGGCUCUCAGAGAGGUAGCACUGGUGAAGACAGCCUGGGAGAACGUGAGGACUCUGAUCACUAACGGUCAGGAACAGAGUGGGGUUGUGGUAGAUCUUCUCCGCCAGUUCCACCACCUGAAGUCAAUCCUCACUGCUGUUGUGGAGAACGCUGAGGCUGUUGCUCACAAUCUGCCUGACCACAACCACAACGCUCAGGAGGCCAAAAGGACUUUUACUCGACAUGACACUGUCCAAGCUGAGCUGAGAGAAAAACAGGAUGACAUGGACCAGCUCAUCAGCACAGUGGAGGACCUGCAGAGAGAGCUGGAGAAGGUUCCCAACUCUGAUGCAAGCUCCGUCCAGAGAGACAUGGAGACGUUAAGAGACCAGUGGCUGGAGGUCUCAGAGAGAAUACAAACCAACACAGAGAGACUGGGCUACUGUGUAGCGCUGUGGGACGACCUCAAGUCAAUGGAGCAGGACAUUAACCAAUGGGCGGCCAACUCCAUCGCUGAUCUCACCGACAGUGUUAGUAAUCUCAGUGAUAAAGAGCAGACAGAGGCCCAUCUUGCCACGUUUCAGGCUGACGUUGAGAAGAGGGAGCAGAGACUGGACGCCCUGCAGGAGAGAGUGACAGAGCUGAAGGAGCGAGCCAAGCUGCAGGAAACCCCGUUACAAAUGCAGGUCCUGGAGUCAGACCUGAGGAAGAAAAUGGCCCAUGCACAGGAGGUGUACAACCAGGCCAAACACACUCUGACCUACUUCAGUUUCCAGAAGCAGCGACUGGAGGACCUCAUGUCCCAGAUGGCCGAGCGGCUGGUGGCAGUUGAGGGUUCGCUAUCUGACCUCACUGAAGCUACUUCUCCUGAAGACAUUGGCACAGUGAAGGACCUGCAGAGCAUUGUGCAGCAGCAGAGGGCAGACAUGGACUCGGCCAGAGAUGCUCUGAGUGCCCUAUGCAGGUCUCAUCCCUCACAGGAGCUGUCGUGCCUCUCCUCUGACCUCACCUCCAUUGCCAAGCGAACAGAGGCUGUUGCGCAGCGCUGUGCCAAGACCAGGGGCAGCCUGCAGGAUGGGCUACAGCUUCACUUCAAUGAGCUCGUCCAAGACUUCCACUCUCAGCUGACAGAUCUGAAGUUGGAGCUUAAAGAAUGCUCAAACCAAUCAGGGGAUCUUACUGUCCUUGGAGCAAAGUUGCAAAGGCUAAAGGUGUCAGCUGAGCAGACAUCAGAGGGUGAGGAGCGUCUCUCUAAGGUUCGUGAGGAAGCCGAGAGGUUGCAGCUCCACCUGUCUAAAGCUGGAGCAGCACAGGUCCAAGAGCAUCUCUCCUCCUGUCAGAGAGAGUGGAGGAACUACCUGGACAGCUGCUCUCAGAGCCAACGAGACCUGGAAGAGAGUAUUGACCUUCUGAAAGACUUUAAUUACUGUGUGGAAGGUGUAAGAGACUGGCUGAAGCAGAUGGAUCUCAGCCUCAAGAGAGAGCCUGUUCUUGGGGCAGAGUGCCAGCAAGGAGCCCCAGACACCACGGAAGAGCUGGAGCGGAUGGAAAACCUCCAUAAGGAACUGCUUGCAAGAAGGGACUCCAUCGAGCGUCUCAGCCAGGAGGCUCAGUCUCUUUCUGAAGCAGGCCGGGGGUCAGGAGGAGAGGUCAGAGUGACAGGCCAGCUCCAGAUGGAGCACCAGGCCCUGCUGAAGGCAGCCAGGGAGAAGCUGCGGGGAUGCCAAGAGAGCCAGGCCUUUGGAGAGACCCUCCAAGGGGUUUGGGCCUGGCUGGAGGAGAUCCAGGAGAGACUGGGUACAGUAGACAGCACCAUGGGGACCAAAGAACAGCUAGAGCAGAGGCUGGAGACUGUGCAGGACAUCCUGCUUUUGAAAGGGGAGGGGGAGGUCAAGCUGAAUAUGGCCAUGGGUAAGGGGGAGUUGGCCCUGCGCAGCUAUGGAGCCGCCGGACAGGAAGUGGUCCGCUCUCAGCUACAGGAAGUGGAGGAUGCAUGGGCCACGCUGCUUGUGACUGCCAUGAGCUGCCACAGCCGAUUAGAGUGGACCGUGUCGCAGUGGGGAGGAUACCUAGAGAGUGCUGCCCAGCUGCGGUGCUGGAUGGAGGCUGUGGAGAGGGAGGUGUGUGCCCCUCUCACCCCCCAGCCGGGACCCAGAGAGAAGGCCUCCCAGCUCGAGAGACUUAGAGCCCUGCUAGCUGAUCUGGAAGACCACCAGGUGGCGCUAUCCAGCCUGGAGGAAAAAGCCAGGGAGCUGUUUAAGAAGACUGCCGAUGCCAGCUUUAAUCACGGUGCCCGCACCCAGCUGCAGGUGCAGUUUGAUGACCUAACAGCCUUGGUGGAGGAGAGAGUACGUCUAGCGCAGGCCGUGGUGCUGGAACACCAAGACUACCUGGAGGCUGUUAGGGAGCUCACUGACUGGCUGAUGACUGCUGGAGAGGAGCUACAUCAUUGGUCUGAUACAUCAGGAGACUCUGCCUCCAUCAAAAAGAAACUGUCAGAAGUGAGGGAGCGUGUGGAGUGUCGGCUACUAGAGGGCCGAGAGCGCCUCAGCAGGGUGCGUCGGAGCGCAGCAUCCACGGCGGAGCACACGGCAGCAGGUGGCUGCGAGGCUAUGGACCGACAGCUGGGGGCGCUGUCCCAGGCUCUGGAGCAGUGGGAGGGGGCCGCCCUGAGGGCCAGGGACGGCCUGGAGGGGGCUCUUGCCGCUGCUGCAGCCUCAGAGGAAGAAUAUGACCGUCUGACUGCGCGGCUGGAGGACAAAUUAAAAGAGCUGGAUGGACGGCUGAGGGGGUGGAGCCAGGAGUUGAUUAAAGCUGAAGGGAGGAGCAACGGCGAGGAAGCAGUUGAGGGAUGGCAGCUGGCUAAGGAUAUACUGGAGGGCUUGCAGAGCGCCGAGCCGAUGGCAGAGAAGUUGAAAGGCCAACUGAACGACCUGGUGCGAUACUCGAGAGACCUGGGCUCACAGUCAGACCGCGUCACUGCGCUUAUCAAACAGCACAACAGUCUCAGUCUUCGUGCAUCCAGGGAGUGUCAAAAUAAGGAGCGCUUGUUGGAGCAGAGGUUCCGUGCAGCCUUGAGAGACUUCCAGCAGUGGUUGGUCAACGCCAAAAUCAGCACCGCCAAAUGCUUUGAUGUGCCACAGAGUGUCGCCGAGGCCUCUACAGCUCUGCAGAGGAUCCAAGAGUUCUUGAGUGACAGGGAGCAUGGCCAGUCCAGGCUGAGUACAGUAGGAGCCAGUGGGGAGCUGCUGAUGGCUGUGGUGUCCAAAGACAGAGUGGAGGGAAUCAAGGCCAAGGUGGCGAAUGCCAGAGAAGACUGGAAGAGCCUGAUGAAUAACCUGCAGAUGAGGGAGGAUGCACUUAAGAACCUGCAGUCCCAGAUGACGGAGUUUGAGGCCAGUGCUGAGCCUCUGCAGGACUGGCUGAACAGCACAGAGGUCAGAGUUCAGGAGAGCAGUGCUCGGCUACACGACCUUCCAGCCAAGAAACAGGAGCUCAGCAAACUACAGUGUGUAUUGGAGGAGAUGGCCAGUCGGGAAGCAGAGCUGGGGAGGCUCAGGGAAAGAGCUCAUCGUCUCUGGGAGGGACAAGCAGCUGGCAAGGGUUUCGUCCAUCGUGUGUCCCAGCUAUCAGCACAGUACCUAGCACUCAGCAAUUUAACCAAGGACAAGGCCUCCAGGAUUGAACGUAUUGUAGGGGAACACCGCCUCUUCUCUCAGGGCCUUAAAGAGCUCCAGGAUUGGGUGUGUGAAGCUCAGAGGGUCCUCAACACCUGCAUCUCCACCACCACUGACAAGGGGGUGUUAGAGGACCGGAUGUUACAGCUGGAAGCCUUACUGGCUGCUCGUCAGGAGCGGGAGAUCCAACUGAAGAUGCUUCUGACUCGGGGAGAAGCAGUCCAGAGGAACACGUCAGCUGAGGGGGUCCCAGUGAUUCGCAAACAGAUCCAGGACCUCAAAGACUCAUGGGACUCCUUGCUUUCUGCCUCCAUUCAGUGUAAAAGCCAGCUGGAGGGCGCUUUGUCGCAGUGGACCAGCUAUCAGGAAGAUGUGGGUCAGUUUGUGCUGUGGAUGGACCGGGUUGAGGAGACACUUAGCUGCUCAGACAGACAGUAUUCUGAGAUGAGAGACAAGACCGCUAACCUGGGAAAGACUAAGCUUCUCUAUGAAGAAGUACUGAGUCACAGCAGUCCUCUGGAGACCAUUGCCACAAAGGGGUCCAACAUGGCUGAACACUACACUACCCAGCAGGAGGUGCAGCAGCUGCAGUGUAGAUAUAACGCCCUCAAAGAAAAGGCCAAGAAUGCAGUCAGUAAGGCCAAAGGGCUGGUGCUGGUCCAUCAGGAAUAUCAAAGGGGGUUACAUGUGUUUGAGGACUGGCUGGAGCAGGAACAGGCCUCUUUGGCAUCAUUGUCCCAUCCAGAGGGAAACGUGGAUACACUGGAGAAGACACUGCAACAGCUACAGCUCCUGCAGGAACGCUGCUCAAAUGGCCAGUCUUUGCUCUCCUCUGUGCUGACCAGCAGAGAGAGAGUGAUCCCCUGGGGUAUACCUCAGAUUGAAGACAGAGCGCUGGACACUGCUCAGCGGGAGUGGGGGGCCUACCAGGGCCGUCUGGAGGAGACUCAGACCCAGUUGAGCUCCACACUGACCAGACUGAGGCAGAUGGGCCAAAGGUUCCUGAGUCUGGCCCAGUGGCUGGAGGAGAUGGAGAAGGUGGCAAACGUCAGACGUCAUCGGCGGUCAGACAGAGGCACCAAGGAGACACAGCUGAAGAAACUUAAGGGGUGUCUCGAGGCAGUGCUUGCACGGCAGGGAGAAGUCGAUGGCCUCUCCUCUCUGGCCCAGCAGGUUCUGGAGGAAACCUACAUCAGUAGUCGUGUCAGUGUUACUGCCACCCAGCUCACGGCCCGCUACCAUUCCCUGCUGCUCAACAUACAGGACACUAUCAAGCAGCUUCAGGAGGAGCUGAAGAGCAUCGAAGAGGCUGAAAACCUUUGCACGUCCUUCACGGACUGGCUCAGUUCCACUCAGGAAAGCUUCACAGCUUUAACUGACAGUUCUGAACCUCUGGACCGCGUCGCCAUGGAGAGGAAGACGAAAAAAGUAGAGACUCUCCAGUCUGAGCUCCAACACGGUCACAGUUUCCUGAAAUCGCUGAGGGAGCGGGCAGAGCAGGCGGCGGGCUUCCUGGACGAGGCUGGAGCUGAGAGUUUGGGAGCGGAGGUAGAGGCUCGUCUUGCCCAGUUGGAGGAGCUUGCAGGUGGGCUGAGACAGGAGCACAGCUUUCUACAGCGGGCCUCACUGCUAGCUAAGGAGUUCCAGGACCGAUAUAAGGCUCAGGCCCAGUGGCUGGUGGAGACCAGGGCUGUGCUCAGCUCCCCUGUGGAGCCCAAGGCUGAACUGUAUCAACGGAGAGCACUGCUGGCUAAACAUAAGGCUCUGCUGCAGAUGGUUCAGUCCCAUGAUGGAUCCAUCAGGUCAGUGGUGGAGAAAGGAGACGCUCUGCUAGCCUCCGUCCACUACCCCUCCAUCAGAGACAAAAUGAACAGAAUGCAAAGGGACUACACUGAACUCUGUCAUACAGCCACGGCCCAUGUGGAGAAUCUGGAAGGCCAGGUGAAAGAACAGGAAGCUUACCACAACGAGCUCCAGGAAGUGGAGCGCUGGCUGCUCCAGAUGUCCAGCAGGAUGGUGACUCCUGAUCCAACUGUGGGUGGCAGCCUGGAGGCAGCCACUCAACAGCUGGCCAGACACAAGGCCAUCAUGGAGGAAAUAGCAGGAUUUGAGGAUCGCUUGGCAGGCUUGAAGGAGCGAGGAGACCACCUGGUACAAGGCUGCAGUGACCGUGUGCAGAGCAGGCUGAGACAGCAGGUCCAGGCUCACCAGCAAGGCACCAGAGACAGCUACUCUGCCAUCUGUAGCACAGCACAGAGAGUGUAUCAGAGUCUGGACCAUGAGUUGCAGAGACAUGUGAGUCUCCAAGACACACUGAAGCAGUGCCAGACCUGGUUGACCUCUGUCUCAGAGGAACCAGAGCCUCCUGCACAUCCUCCUCUCAGCCUGGAGGAGGCUCUACAGCAGGUGAAGCAGGAGCGUGCUCUACAGGAACAGGCCAGCACUUACCUCCAGCUUGUGUGUUCAGCAUGUGACCUGUCCGAGCCGAGGGUCAGAGGGACGGCAGCAGCUAUCCAGCAGGUCAAAUUGCAGAUUGAAGAGCGUAUGCUGAUCUGUGAGGAGGUCGCAGACAGCUGGAGGGACGUUGAGGAGCAGAAGGCAGAUCUGGAGGUUCAGCUGAGAGAGACAGAGCAGCAACUUCAGAACCUCAUCAGAAGACCUGCGGAGCUGGAGCCCAAGAUUGCACAGAACCAGCUGGACAAAGCACAGGAAUUCCUUCUGCAGAUUAGGGAGAGACAGUCUGAGGUAACCCAUUUAAAUGAAGCUGUUGGUAGGCUGACAGAUGGACAGGUCUCUCCUGCCCUGGAGGAGAUAAGAAGACUGAGGAGAAGCUGGAUGGACCUGGGCCAGCGGGCAGAGGAGCUGGAGUCUCAGCGGGGGGAGGACAUGCAGCGAAGCGGGGAGUACCAGGAGAUUGUUGUUGCUGUGGAGGAACUCUUCCACCAAGUUUCCAGGGAAUGGGACUACCUCGCCAGGGCUGACACAGAGAGUACAAGUGAGCAUCUAGAGGCUUUGAGGAAGCUCUCCAGUGACCUAGAGGAGCAAAGAGCAACCCUAGAAGACCUCAGAGACCAGAAACAAGCUAUCCUCCCUCGACUUAGCCUGCUAGACAAGGAGCUGGUCAAGCAACAGGUUGGUCAUCUAGAGCAGCGCUGGGCUCAGCUUGAAACCCUUAUUCAACAGAAGAUCCAGGACUCUGCACAGACACUAGAGGAUCUUGCUCGUGUUGAAACCCAGCUGAGGGAUGCCCGGGAGUGGGUGGAGGAGCAACGGCCUGCUUUUACCUCUGCGCUGAAAACCAGCCCACCCCCUGAUCUGGCCCAGAGUUUCUUGUUUGACCACCUGAGUGUGUGUGUGGAGCUGGAGGCCCGUCAGCAGCUGCUGGGUCAGGCAGUGAGCGAGGCACAGGCUGUGGCUUCCAGACUGGGGCUGAGUGAGAAGAGAUUCCUGCAGGAGCUCGUUGAACAAGCCCAGACUGAAGUGGAGACUCUGGGGGCUCGGGUAGCCCAAAGGAGGAAGUACCUCAGCAAGGCCUUUACAGAGAGAACACAGUUCCUUCAAGGCCUGGGGAGAGCACUGUCUUGGGUACAGCAACAGGAGAGGAGGGCUUUGAUAGAUGACCACAUAGCACUUCUCCCUGAGGACCUAGCCAAACAGGUUGCUGCUUGUCGGGGUGUCCAGAGUGGUUUACGAGCAUACCAGAGAGAGCUGGCAUCUCUCUGGGUACAAGGGCGAGAGCUAGAGAGAGAUGCCAGUGACAAAGAAAGAGCAGAAACACUGGCCAGACUGGAGAAUCUGCAGUCAGUGUUUGAAACCGCCCUCCAGAGGACGACACAGCGUCUCACAGACUUAGAGAAAGCCUUGACCUCCAGGAAGUACUUCCAGGUUGACCUGGAUAAGACUUGCCACUGGUUGAGACGAGCAGACACCAUCACCUUCCCUGAGAUCAAUCUAAGCAACAUUGACGAUAGCUCGGAGUUGCAAACACAAUUGUCUAAUUUUCAGAAUGUCCUAGAACAAGCUUCAGAGUACGAGAACCUUCUUCUCAUUGUCCAAAGAAUAGGGCAGGAGAUCCUCCCCACUCUGAACGAGAUUGAUCAUUGCUACCUAGAUGAGAGGCUCAAUGCCCUGCCUCAGCAGUACAACGCCAUCCUAGCUCUAGCCAAAGAGAAAAAAGACAGAGUCCAACAAAUAAUCUUAGAGCGAAAAGAGUUCAGCACUUUCUUUGAUAUCACUCGUAAUGCACUGGAGGAGCUUCAGGAGCAGUUUGACAAUCUGGAGAAGCAGACUAUCAGUAUUAGAGAUGAGGAGCUUGCUCGUCUAAUUAAUGAAUACAGAAGUAUUAAUGAAAGUUUAUUCCAUAUUAGCCCUGCUGUGAGAGAACUGCAUGGCAAAAAUGAGGGGUUUCUCAGUAGGGGUCAGCAAUACAGAGCGGAGGAGACACAGCAGCUGGUCGAUCUCCACAACACGCUGAAAAAGACAAACGAUCAGAAAAUUAAGCACUUGGAUGAUUGCUUGAAAACACUGGUUGAACACAACAGAGUAUCUGCCAAGUUGGACUCAGAGUUUAAGUCUGUGAAAGAGAAACUGGUCAGACUGAAGUCAGACGCAGAAAUCGGUGCCAUGGAUAGAAUCACAAGCCUUUAUUUACUGCUUGAGAGUCUGGACUGUGUGAGCUCUCAAGUUGAAGAAUGUAACCAACAAACUAAGGGCCUUGGCCUGAAGUUUGAUCCUGCUGCCUUUCAGGAAACUACACUGCAGCUUGAAUCAUUGCAGUCUUUACGGUGUGAAGUAAAAUGUUGUGUUGAUGAAAAUGAAAAGAAGGUGACAAAGAAUGAAGAUUUCACAAAAGAGACUGUGAAAAUGUUGGAAUGGCUGCGGACUAUCAAGGUCAAAUUGGAAGAGCCGUUGGCCCUGUCAGAGGUCAAAAUCGAGAGGGUGUAUGAAGAAGUGCGGAAACUGAAGAUCGUGGAAGAGGAAGUGAAAAGUAGAUUUAGGAUAGGGGAUGCUUUGGGGGGCAGAGAGAAGCAAAGGUAUUGUAGUAGAAAAAAACCUGUUCCUGCCCACAUAGAAGAGAAACUACAGGAGAUGGCAAAGCUGGGAGCUGAAGUACAACAAGGAAUUAGCAAAAAACAGCUGGCUGUGGAUCAAACCCUUUCCCUGGUCCAGAGGCACCACUUAUCUCUGCAGUCUAUGCAGAAAUGUCUGGACUCUGCUGCUGCUGUGCUCCAGAGGGCCAGCUUGGGGGUGGAUCUAGAGAACCAGACAGAUUGUGCGCAGGACCUGGAAGACAUUUCAGCCCAGGAAAAGAACUUCACAGCUGGUUUAGAGGAGCUGAGGACUUUGGAUCCUUUGCUGGAAGAUUUUAUGGAAGCAGGAGCAAUGGGCGAACUUCGAAAAAAAGUUGAGGCACUGUUGCUGAGAAACACAGAAGUCAAACAGAACCUGGAUACUUACAGAGAUGUGCUUCAGAGUUGUGCAGCGUUAUGGACCUCCUUCCAACAUGAGAAAGAGAUGCUAGUUGAACAGAUGAAUGACGCAGAGGGCAAGAUGGCCAUGUUCACUACAGCUAAAGCUGUCAGCAUCCAGCAGGCAGAGGAAAAGUGUCAGAGAUACAAGUCUCUGGUGGCUCACAUCGACCUGCUAGAGUUGCCUCUGAAUGCUUUGAAAGAGAAUGCAACAGAGUUAGAGCAGAUCAUCUCGGAGUCCAGCAAAGCUGUCACCAGCCACUCAGUGUCGUCACUGUGGCAGCGGUGGACCCGGCUGCGCAGUGUGGCCCGAGCCCAGGAGAGAGCACUGGAGGACACUGCGAGGGAGUGGAGGAACUUCACUGACAAGAUGGAGAAGGUGCGCUCAGUGUCCCAAGACCUCCACAGCCGUGUCCCAGACAGCACAGUUGAAAAGGCUGCCACCAGGGCGGCGCUCCAGAGCCUCCUGGAGUACCAUGACUCGUUCAGCCAGGAGGUGGAGAGGGAGCAGUCCAUCCUGGCCCUGCUGGGGCAACACACACGCAGCCUCAGAGGAGAGGAGGAGGAGGCGAUGGAGAAAAAGACAGAGAAUGGACAUGAGGAGACACCUUGCCUUCAAGAGAUCAGAAGCAUGCAGGAGCAAUAUGACAGCCUCGUGUUGCGGGUACGAGCCAGCAGGGCUCAGGUACACCAGGAGUUGAGGGAGAGAGAGGAGGUUGAGAAGGAGCUGGGCUUGGUCAAAGGAUGGAUCCAAGAUACUCGUGGCUUACUGCUGAGUCCCACUGCAGACCUGGAUUCACUGCUGCAAGAGCUAGAGACUGCACAUGGUGAGGUCAUCAGCAGGCGCCAGAGUGUGGAGCGCAUGACAGAGCUGCAGCAGUCCAAGUACCAGGACCUCCAGGCUGGUCUGCCCUCUGAGCUCAGCAUGCAGCUGGCUGAGGUGGCUCUGGCUCUGGGCUCCGCUGAAGACCAGGUCCAGGCGAGAGAAAGGGAGGUGCAGCAGACCAGAGAUGUCAAAGAAGACUUCAGCUUCAGACUCCAGGACAUCGAGGCGAAGCUGAAGACCAUCGCUCUGAAAUUGGAAGACAAGGGUGUCGACCUGGAGGAGGCCAAAGAAGAGACCAAAGCUCUUUGUGAAGAGUGUGACUGCUGUGGUCGCUCUCUGGCGGAGUUAGGAGUAGCGGUGCAGGAGUUUGGGGAGCAGAACCCUCUGCUGUGUAAGCAGCUGGGCGAUGCUGUGGCCAAACUGACAGAGGUGCAGCAACACACCACGCAGCAGGUCCAGGACAGAGCCAGCAGACUGAAAAAGGCGGAGAGGCAGGUGGAGGAAUAUCAGGGUAUGAAGGCAUUCAUUUUGGGCUGGACAGAAAAGGCAGAAGCUCUGGUCACUGGUGGCAUUAUCUGGGGCUCUGCGUCCCAGCUGCAGGAGCAAAUUCGAGCAUACCAGGCAUUGCUGCGGGAGUGUCGGGGUCUCCAUGGCGACUUGGAGGCCAUGGGGGAGAGGGAGGUGCAGCUGGGGGAGGUGUUGCAGACAGAGGGGUGGAUCCAGCAGGUGAAACACCUCAGCAGACGCACAGAGGAGCUGCAGCAAACUGCCAAGACUCGCCUCCAGAGUCUGCAGGAUGCAGCAAAGGACAUGUUGCGUUUGGAGGCAGAGGUGAAGAUCCUCCAUGCUGCUGUAGACCAGAUCCAGAUCACACUUGCGUCCCCCGACCUCAACAGGCUCAGCCUCAGGGAACAGCUCACACAGAGACAGCGUCUGUUGGUGGAAAUGGAGGGCUUCAAGCAGCAGGUGGCGGCAGUACAGCAGUGUCAGAGCGCCCUCCGGCUACCAGAGGAGGUAGUUGCCAGCCUGCCUAUCUGCCGCACAGCUCAGACUCUGCAGCAGGAGGCCAGCCAACUGCAGCAUACCACCAUCCAGCAGUGCAACAUCCUGCAGGAGGCUGUGGUGCAGUAUGAGCAGUACGAACAGGAAGUUAAGAACCUCCAGAGAUUAAUAGAAGAGGCUCAUCGCAUCAUUCAGGACCGGCCAGUCUCCACCAAUAACAUACAGGAACUUCAGGCUCAAAUACACCACCAUGAGGAGCUGGCCCAGAAGAUCCGUGGCUACCAGGAGCAGAUCGCCUCGCUCCACUCCAAGUGCAAGAUGCUGACGGUGAAAGCCAAACAUGCCACCAUGCUGCUGACGGUCAACGAGGUGGAGGGCCUUUCAGAUGGCGUGGACGAGCUGAGUGAUGAGGAGCUGCCCAGCUCUGUGGCAACCAGCAACGCCGCCACCAACAAGCAACUCCCAGCACACCCCUCUGUCGUCAUGAUGACAGCCGGCCGCUGCCACACACUCCUCUCCCCUGUGACGGAGGAGUCAGGGGAGGAGGGCACCAACAGCGAGGUCUCCUCUCCCCCUGCCUGCCGCUCCCCCUCCCCGGGGGCUAACGCUGAUGCUCCUCUUAACCAGGGUCGAGGUGCCUUAAGCCGAGCGCCCCUCCAGGAGCUGUACGACCCGUCCAUGGAGACUAGUGCUGCCAACCUCGAUGACCUGCAGAGAUCCUGGGAAACACUCAAGAACGUGAUCAACGAGAAGCAAAAGAGUCUGUAUGAAGCUCUGGAGCGGCAGCAACACUAUCAGGAGUCCCUCCAGUCCAUUUCCACUAAAAUGGAGUCCAUAGAAGGAGCACUCAAUGAGGGUCUGGAGCCUAACAAGAGCCCCGAGAGCCAGAUGGCUGCACACCAGGCUCUGAUGGAUGAGAUCCUGAUGCUGCAGGAUGAGAUUGGUGAGUUACAGACGUGUUUCUCUGAGGAGCUGGCAGACAGUGACAGCGAUGGGGAGGCUGGGGACCAACUGGCUCUUCAGUCUACUCUUACUGUGCUGGGAGAGAGGAUGGCCACCAUUCGAAUGAAGGCUUCUGGGAAACGGCAGCUGCUGGAGGAGAGACUCAGUGAACAGCUAGAGGAGCAGCGGCAGGAACAGGCGCUGCAGCGUUACCACAGUGAGGCCGAGGAGCUCGACCACUGGCUGCUUAGCACUCGUGCCACUCUGAGCUCUGCCCUUCAGCCCCAAAACGAGGACUUGGACAUGGAGGAGCAGCUCAUUGACUGUCAGAAUAUGCUGUUCGAGAUCGAGCAGAAGGUCUCAUAUCUGUCGGAGCUGUCCGUCCACAGCGAGAGCUUGCUGAUGGAGGGUCGGGCCGAGACCAAGGGAGAGGCGGAGCAACUCACCCUCAAACUGCACUCCCUCAAAGACAGCCUGAUGGAACUGCAGCAGAUGCUACAGGAUAAACAAAUUGACAUACAGGGUUCAUUGCAGGAGCAGGAGGACAGUGAGCCAGACUCAUCUCUGUCUCAGAGUCCUAAUGUCCAGGAUUGGCUUUCCCAGGCCAGAUCCACACGCACACAGCAGCACCACGACAACCUUCUUCGACAGAGGGAGCUGCAGGAGCAGGUAGCUGAACAGAGGAGGCUGCUGAAGUCUGUAGCCAGUGUUGGAGAAGAGUUACUCAGCCAACAGACCACACCUAAUGGGGACAGUGAGGUGUCCAUCCCAGGAGGAGUAUUGCUGGAGUCUGAGACCAUUUCACCUUUGGAACAGAUGAGACAGCGCUGGGAAAACCUCAAUAAAGAUCAAAACACAAAGCUGCAGCUCUCCCUCAACUCUCUGGAACAGGACCAGCUGAGCCCGGUCCUCCACCGGUCCCGUCUGUCCAGCCCCAGUAUGGUGUUUAGAGGCGUGUCUGCUAAUCAGGACUCUCGCUCUCCCAGAGCUUUGUUUGAGGCCUGUGGUCAGACUCUGGAACGAAUUGCCCAUGAGACGGCAGGUGGUGACAACAGAUUGGUAGCAUCUUUAGGUGGGACAACAGUCCAACAGGACCUGUACUCUGCAGUUUCCGCAGCUUCCUCCUGGUUGGAUGCUGCUGAGAACCAGCUGCUCUCUGGUCCUGUGUUGCUGUCUGAAGACACAGAGACACAACUUACAAAUCUGGAGGGUCUGAAUAAACAGCUGAAGGCAAUGACCAGGGAGGUAAACCUGUGCAGAGACCAUCUGGGUGGCGGAGUGGGCCGGUUGUGUGGGGGAGACGAGCAAGCUCUUAUGGAGGACACACUGGAGGGCCUGCAGGAGAGGAUGGGGCUGCUGGACUCCACCCUUGAACAACACUGUGACGCCAUGAGGGACAAACUACAGGAACACUCAACCUUCCAGAAUGAACUGAGGCUGCUGUUCACAGCUCUGAGUGAAAGUAAACACCUGUUGCUACAGAAGAUGGCUGGAACUGUCGACAGACCUGCGUCCAAACAGAUAGAGACAUUAUCAGAGGUGGAGGAGAGUCUGAGAGAGUUUGAGCAGAGAGUGACUGAGCUGAAGACAAGAGCGGAGGGACUCCAAUCUGACCAAAUCUCCAACCAGGAACUUAUCAAACUACAGGAUGCAUAUGAGGAGCUGGUGCUGAUGGUGGGCUCCAGACGUAGCAGCCUGAACCACGGCUUGUCUCUCAAGGCUCAGUAUGAAGCUGCACUUCAUGACCUCACAGACCUGGUGGACACUGCCCAGGACAAGAUGGCUGCCGAUCAGAAGAUGACAGUGGCUUCUGUCAUAGAGGUUCAGAUGUUACUGGACAAACACAAAGAAUUUUUCCAGGGUCUCGAAUGCCAUAUGAUCCUCACCCAGACGUUCUACAGUAAAGUGUGUGGUCUGGUGGCACAGAGGGAAAGCCAGACCCUGGAGGAGACCAUGGCCUUAGCCCACAGUGUGCUCAAACAGGCCCACAGGAGGGGAGUGGAGUUGGAGGGAAUACUGGAGUCGUGGAGCAAGCUUGUGGAAGACUACCAGGCUCUGUGUAGACAGCUGGAGGCUGUGGAGUGUAGCAUCCCUACUGUGGGCUUGGUAGAGGAGACAGAGGAAAGACUUGUUGAAAGGAUCGGUCUCUUCCAGCGUCUUAAGGCCAGCCUGACGGAGCAUCAGCCCCAGCUAUACCAGGUCCUGGAGGAGGGCAAAAGGCUCCUUCUGUCUGUUGGCUGUUCAGACCUGGAGAACCAGCUGACCCAACUUGGAGAACACUGGCUCUCCUCCACCACCAAAGUCAACAAGGAGCUGCACCGCCUUGAUUCCACGCUAAAACACUGGAGCAGGUACCAGAGUGAGUCAGCAGAGCUGAGCCACUGGUUACAGUCGGCUCUGGACCGACUAGAGUUCUGGACGACCCAGUCAGUGACAGUGCCUCAGGAGCUGGAGACUGUCAGAGAUCACCUCUGUGCCUUCCUGGAGUUUUCCAAAGAGGUGGAUGCGAAGUCGUCCUUGCGCUCAUCUGUGCUGAGUACUGGGAACCAGCUCCUGCGAUUGAAAAGAGUAGAUACAGCUGGUCUCAGGACAGCACUUGGCCAAAUCGACACUCAGUGGGCGGAGCUGUUGACUCGUAUUCCUGUAGUACAAGAAAAGCUACACCAGUUGCAGAUGGAGAAACUGGCAUCGCGGCAUGCCAUCACAGAGCUGAUGAGCUGGAUUUCUCUCAUGGAGAACAUUAUACAGGAGGACCAGGAUAAAAUCAUGGGAGCUAUAGGCUCAGAAGUGGUCCAGGACUUCCUGCAGAAGUAUAAGGGUUUCCGCAUAGAUCUGACCUGUAAGCAGUUGACUGUGGACUUUGUAAACCAGUCAGUGCUGCAAAUCAGCAGUCAGGAUGUGGAGGGUAAGCGCAGUGACAAAACAGACUUUGCUGAGAAGCUGGGAGCUAUGAACAGACGGUGGCAGAUACUGCAGGGGCUCAUCACUGAAAAGAUUCAGCUUUUGGAAGGACUUUUGGAAGGUUGGUUGGAGCAUGAAAAUGGAGUUCAGGCCCUGAAAACCUGGCUCACACUACAGGAGGAGAAACUGAAGAAGAGACACAGGAUAGAGGAUGUAGCGUCGGUGCAGAAUGCACUUAAAGACUGUCAGGAGUUAGAGGAAUUAGUGAAGGACAAAGAGAAGGAUCUAGAGAAAGCAGAGGAACGAGGAAAUGCACUCAUUCAGGAUAAGAAAGGAGCAGCCUGCUCAGUUGUGAAGGAGACCCUCAAAGGAUUGAACCAAUCCUGGGCUCAUCUGGACCACAUGAUAAGUCAGAUGAAGGUGAGCCUGCGGUCGGUGCUGGAGCAGUGGACGCUGUACCGACGAGCUUCAGAUGAGAUUAAUGGGUACCUGAUGGAGGGGAGGUAUUCUGUGUCCAGGCUGCACCUCCUUAACGGGUCUCUAGAGGCAGUACAGCAGCAGGUGGAGAGUCUGGAGAACCUGCAGGAGGAGAUGGACAAACAGGAGAGCAGCCUGAGGAAGUUUGGAUCUGUAACACACCAGCUAUUGACAGAGUGUCACCCAUCUGUGGCUGAAACACUCAACACAGCCCUCCGGGAUGUUAACGUUAGGUGGAACAGUCUAUUAGAGCAGAUCUCAGAGCAGCUGAGGAGCAGCAAAGCCCUGCUGGUGUUGUGGCAGCGCUACAGGUCAUUGUGUGGCCAAUGUGUGACAGCGGUUCAGAAACAGGAAGAACGUGCUGAUCGCCUGCUGAAGAGCGCCACGGACAGGGAGAUCACAGAGGAGGAGAGCAGCGCCUGGAUAAACGACUGUGAUGCGUGCCUUGGUGACCAGGCUUCAGUGCAGCAGUCCCUCCAGCAGCUGCAGGCUUUAGGGGAACAACUGAAGAGCCAAGUCGACGCCUCGUCCUCAGCAGCCCUUCAGUCUGACCACCUGUCACUCACACAUCGCCUAGCAACACUAGAGCACGCCCUUCAGAGGCAGCAGGAAGUACUGCAGUCUGGAUCUCAGGCCUGUGAGGGUUUCAGAGAGCAGUUGGACACACUGAUCCAUAAGGCUGACGAAGCUGAGGAAGUGCUGAAGGAGUCUGACCCAGUUGGCUCACCAGACCUCGCUGUGGUCCAGACACGUAUGGAAAAACUGAAGGUUCACCUACUGAAGCUGAGCAGUCUGUCUCCAGAUCUUGAACGUGUGAAUGAGUUGGUUUACAGACUGCCGGUCAGUGAUAGAGAUGUUAAACGGCUGCAAAGUCUCAACAGAGCCUGGGCCGCUCACUCCGCUCACCUUACCGAGAGAUUCAGUAAACUGCAAGCAGUGUUGCUCCAGCAUCAGAGUUUCCUCCAGAAGUGUGAGGCGUGGAUGGACUUCCUGUCUCAGACUGAACAGAAGCUGGCUGCUGAGAUCUCAGGGAACUACCAGAGUCUGCUGGAGCAGCAGAGAGACCAUGAGUUGUUCCAGGCAGAGAUGUUUAGCAGGCAACAGAUUCUGUACUCCAUCAUCAGUGAUGGCCAUCAUAUGUUGGACCAAGGACAAGUAGAUGACAGAGAUGACUUCAGUGUGAAGCUGGCCUUGCUAAGCAAUCAAUGGCAGGGUGUGGUGAGGCGAGCACAGCAGCGAAGGGGCAUUAUUGAUAGUCUGGUCCGCCAGUGGCAGAACUACCGGGAGAUGGCGGAGAAGUUGCUACAGUGGCUUCAAGAAGUUACCCGUGAUCCAGAUGUACAUCAGCCAGGAGAACCAGUGGCACUGCAGCAGGCUAGAAACCUGUUAGAUCAGAUACAGCUGAGGGAGCGGGUGCUGCAGAGGCAGCAGGGCAGCUACAUCCUGACGGUGGAGGCCGGCAGGAGCCUGCUGCUGUCAGCUGAUGCCUGGGCGGAGUCCACCCUGCAGACGGAGCUGAUGGACAUUCAGGAGAGGUGGAGGCACGCUCACCACCGCCUGGACCAUCAGAGGAGGGAGCUGCAGGGCUUGCUCAAGAACUGGGAACGGUGUGAGAAGGGCAUAAAUGCAUCACUGGAGAAGCUGAGGGCCUUCAAGAGAAAGCUGUCUGUUCCACUGCCUGAUCACCACGAGGAGCUGCACUCAGAGCAAAUCAGAUGCAAGGAAUUGGAGAGCAGUGUGGAGGGAUGGACCGAUGACCUUACUUCCUUGUUCCUGCUGAGGGACUCCUUGGAGGGUGUGGUCAGUGCAGAUGACAUCACAGUCUUACAGGAACGCCUCCAGCUGCUUCAGCGUCAGUGGGGGGAGGUCUGCCACCAGCUUUCCCUGCGCAGGCAGCAGGUGAGCGAGAAGUUGAAUGAGUGGGCAGUUUUCAAUGAGAAGAACAAGGAACUAUGUGAGUGGCUCACACAGAUGGAGAGCAAGGUCUCUCAGAAUGGGGACAUCAGCAUUGAAGAGAUGAUCGAAAAGCUGCGCAAGGACUACCAAGAAGAGAUCAGUGUAGCUCAGGAGAACAAACAGCAGCUGCAGGUUAUGGGCGAGCGCCUGGCCAGGGCCAGCCAAGACAGCAAGGCGGCCGAGAUCCAACACAAGCUCAGCAAAGUCAGCGAGCGCUGGCAACACUUGCUGGACCUCAUCGCUGCCAGGGUGAAGAAGUUGAGGGAGACCCUGGUGGCGGUGCAGCAGUUGGAUAAAAACAUGAGCAGCCUGCGUUCAUGGCUGGCUCACAUCGAGACAGAGCUGUCCAGGCCCAUCAUCUAUGAAACCUGUGACGACCAGGAGAUUCAGAGGAAGCUCAACCAGCAGCAGGAGCUGCAGAGGGACAUAGAGAAACACAGCACCGGUGUGGCGUCCGUGUUGAACCUGUGUGAAGUCCUGCUCCACGAUUGUGAUGCAUGCUCCACAGAGACAGAGUGUGACUCCAUCCAGCAGGCCACCAGAGGACUGGACAGACGAUGGAGGAACAUCUGUGCCAUGUCCAUGGAGAGGAGGCUCAAGAUUGAGGAGACAUGGAGGUUGUGGCAGAAGUUUCUGGAUGAUUACUCCAGGUUCGAGGAUUGGCUGAGGACCUCAGAAAGAACAGCAGCUCUACCUAACUCAUCUGGAGUUCUGUAUACUGUUGCUAAGGAAGAGCUUAAAAAGUUUGAGGCCUUCCAGCGUCAGGUGCAGGAGUGCCUGACACAGCUGGAGCUUAUAAACAAACAGUACCGUCGCCUGGCCCGGGAGAACCGCACAGACUCCUCCUGCCGACUCAGGGAAAUGGUGCAUGAUGGGAACAGAAGAUGGGAUAGCCUGCAGAAGAGGGUGGCAGCCAUCCUACGCAGACUCAAGCACUUCAUCAGCCAGAGGGAGGAGUUUGAGACGGCACGAGACAGCAUCCUGGUGUGGCUUACAGAGAUGGACCUCCAGCUGACCAACAUAGAGCACUUCUCUGAGUGUGACGUACAGGCCAAGAUAAAACAGCUCAGGGCAUUCCAGCAGGAGAUCUAUCUGAACACCGGGAAGAUCGAGCUGGUGUUCAGACAGGGCGAAGCUCUGAUUGAGAAGAGUGAACCUCUGGAUGCAGCCGUCAUCGAGGAAGAGCUGGAGGAGCUGCAGAGAUACUGCCAGGAGGUCUUUGGACGAGUCGACAGAUACUACAAGAAACUCACACGGCUGCCUCUGGCUGACGAUGAGCUUGAUGGUUCAGACAGAGAGCUGGACGUGGAGGAAGGUGGCGAGCUCUCUGAGCUACAAUGGGGUGACUCAUCUCUGCCCCGGACAUCCAGCCGUCCAGCCUCAGGUACUGCCGCUCUCAUCAGGGCAGAUCGCUCAGGACGUGACACCCCCGCCAGCGUGGACUCCCUCCCCUUAGAGUGGGACCACGACUACGACCUGAGCAGAGGUCUGGACAGCCCUGGAGGACGAGGCCAUGGGGAAAGAAGCCGAGGGCAAGAGGAGGAGGAUGAGUAUCUGAGGACAACUGCCACGGUGCUGUCAGAUGUAGUUAUCCCAGAGAGCCCAGAGGCCUAUAUAAAACUGACAGAGAACACAUUGAAAUCAUCCUCUGGUGAGCCAGGUCAGCUGGAGGCCAGUCUCAGACAGCUGGAUCAGGCUCUGGAUGCAGGACGAUACCACCUCCAGCAGAGAGAGGCCACCGCCAACCGCUCCAGCCCCGACAUCGACUCCACAUACAUGGGCUACAUGCGUCUGAUGGGAGAGUGUCGAGGCAGUAUAGACGCAGUGAAGAGAGCAGAAGGAGAGCUAACUGAGGACGAGGAUGACAUGCCGGGACUCACCAACCCCACCAGCACAGACACGCAGAGCGCAGGUGUGAUCGAGCGCUGGGAGCUAAUCCAGGCUCAGUCUCUGAGUGAGAAGCACAGGCACAAGCAGAACCUGCAGCAGUGGCAGCAGCUGAUCUCGGAUCUGCAGACCAUGAGGGCCUGGUUGGGUCAGUCUGAGGCUGAACUCAGCCAGCUGCGAGGGCUUGAUCUCAGCACUGACAUACACACCAUCCAGCAAAGAAUCAAGAAGCUCAAGGAGCUGCUGAAGGGGGUAGAUGCCCACAAGUCAGAGGUGUUGUCCAUCAACCUGAGCAGUGCAGACUUCCUCCAAUCAGAGCCUGACUCUGAGGAGGCGUGGGAACUGAGGGACAGGCUGAAAGAGAUGAACUCUCGCUGGGAUCGGCUCAGUACCUCCCUGGAGGACUGGAGGAAAGAGCUACAGAGGGCGCUGAUGCAGUGCCAGGAGUUCCAUGAGAUGAGCCAUGGUCUGCUGCUGUGGCUGGAGAACAUUGACCGUAGGAGAAACGAGGUGGUGCCCAUCCCUCCCAAACUCGAUCGUGAAACGUUACGAGCUCAUCAUAAAACACUGACGCAAAUCAAGCGUGAGCUGCUGGACUCGCAGCACAAAGUGUCGUCACUUCAGGAGCUGUCCGCUCAGCUGCUGGUCAACACUAAACCUCAGACUCUGUUGCCACAGUCGCAAGCCUCAGAGCAGAUCCAGGCUCAGGGCAGCGAGUGUCUGGAGGCCGAAGAGAAGGUGCACGUGAUCCUGAACAGGCUCAGACUGCUCCUGAGGGAAGUCAGCUCAGACCUGGAGGGGUUGGAGAGGAGACUGGAGGCCACAGACACACGGCAGGAUUGCUUACCAGUGCCUGUUGGCAAACCAGAAACCCUUGGAUCAGCUGCUCCUGAGUCAGCGGUGACUGUCCAAAGUCGCAAACGAUUGCCCCGAGGCAAAAGUAGUCAGGCCCACCCAGGACACCCUGAGAGCGGCCCGCGCCACAGCCGGAGCAGAUCACCAGGCGCCGCUGGCUGCGUUUCCUCCCGUUCUGACCUUCCGGACGGCGUCUCCUUACCGACCUCCUCCUCCUCCAAAGGCCAGUCCUUCCUGCUGCGGGUCCUCAGGGCUGCGCUUCCCGUCCAGCUGCUCCUCCUGCUCCUCAUUGGCCUGGCCUGCCUGGUGCCCAUGACAGAGGAGGACUACAGCUGCCACCAUGCCAACAACUUUGCCCGCUCCUUCCAUCCCAUGCUGCGCUAUACCAACGGACCUCCGCCCAUAUGAGACGUAGUUGAAUAUCUACCUACUGCUUUGCCAAGGACUCCACUGAAUGUUUCCUCUUCACCCUGUGCCCUGAAGCAACAAACUCUCUCUCACAUGAAAAUGAAGACUUGUCUCACUAACAUUGCACACUCACUCUCCUGAAACCCUUUAAACCCACUCUCCAGAACAAAUGGACCUUCGUCUGGACCCCCUCUCCCCCAAUCUAAAUACUUCAUGUUGUUUUAACUUAAAUGUGUAUAUUAUUUUUUAAGGUUUCUGAAGGAACCGGAGAAAUCAAUGAAAACAAAGCACUAUUUAUAUACUGUAUGUUGGGAGCCAAAGUCGAACGUGCUUUUUGUCCAUGAUACCCAGUGCUGCUACUAUUUAUUUAGCGUUCAAUCAGAUAAUUGAUUGUUGAUUUUGAUUAAGCUAAAGGACCACCCUAAGUGUGGCAUAUUGUACCUGUAAAUUGUACAGUAGAUUUGCAGUUUGAGUAGCAAUCAUUCACAGUCUCAGAUGUGAAGAGUUUGUUUCUGACAGACACAUUUAAAGAUCUACUCAGACGACUGAAACAGAACUUUCUGAAGGAUGAACGUUGUGUUUUAGCUUGUCACAUCUUAGAAUAAAUUGGAAAUGAAGUCUCCAGAUGACAUUAAAGCUAAAAUCUGAACAUAUAGCACUGACAUGAGCACUGUCGAAGGUACUGCACUGAAGCCGUCCAGCCAAGAUGGCCGACUUCUUUCCCCAAAAGCUAAGGCUUGUAUUCCUGUUUUUAAUUUCAGUAUUUAAUCAGCUGAGGGCAAAUAUGAAAAAAAGAUAUGAGCUCUCGACUGAUUUGUAUAUUUUUGUUGAAAUGCCUUUGAAUACAGGCAGUUAUUUUUUUAUCUUUCCGUUUGAGCAUGCACUUGAAAGUACACUGCUUUUAAGAAAGCCAAACAAUCACUGGUAGUGUUUUAGUAGACGGCUGCGACAUGAAAUAGUGAGCUUUGUAAUAACUGCGAUAAUUAUUCUGCGGUGACGAGACAUCGGAAUCACUGCGUUGUUAAAACAGAAUCUGUAAAAAAUGAUGAAAUAUGAAAAUGGUUAUUUAUGUAUGUACAGUUUGCUAAUGCCAACUUCAUGAAGAAUACUCUCUUUGCAAAAAAUAAAACAUGAAAUAUUUA